UCUAGAGUUAGUACGUGUACUGCUGUACCAGCUGAAGCAUAACACUCCACACACUCUCUUCUGAGUUCAGCACAGAAAAGAAGUUGUUAUAAAGACUGGAGGUGUUAAAGAUAAACACUAGAAAAUACAGCAGUGGAGGCUGAACCACUGGAGAAGAGGUGGCAACACAGGCAAGAGAAAGGGGUGGAAAGCAAGGUAAAAUACCAGGAAAGGAAACGCUGAGAAACAAAACCAUAAGGAAGAAAAGCUGCAAACAGAGUUUCGGAAAAAGAUAAGAGCGGGAAAUAAUCCCGCUAAAGAAGAGAGGAGGAGGAAGCAGUAAUCUCUGUGCAGUGAUACUGAUGAUGAUUGUGGGAUGGCUGUUAGUGCUAGUACUGGUGACGCAGGCCGUGACGCAGGCCGUGACGCAGGCCGUGACGGAGUCAGUGACGGAAGCGGUGACGAAGGCGGCGACAGAGGCAGUGAUGGAAGCGGCGACGGAGGUGGUGACGGAAGCGGUGACGGAGACAGUGACGGAAGCGGCAACGAAGGCGGUGACGGAGGCAGAGAUGGAGGGAGUGACGGAGGCAGUGAUGGAGGUGACGAAGGCAGUGAUGGAGGUGACGAAGGCAGUGAUGGAGGUGACGGAGGAGGUGACGGAGGCAGUGAUGGAGGUGACGGAGACAGUGACGGAGGUUAGAGCACUACAACAGACGACACAAAGUGACCACGGCAUCUCACACUUCAACCAGCUCAUCAAGAACAAUUCUCGUCUUGUGUGUUUCUACAUCAAGUGCCAGACACCUGUGGCUGCUAGUGACUGCUCAUCAGGCACUGUCUACGUUGAAGGUGCCGCCCAGUUAGGUUGUUGUGGCAUGUGCGUCAGAUUCAGACAGUUGCAAGAGAGAUGCACAGGGUCAGUAGACCCGGUAUACGGUGGAGACUACGGUUUUUACCCUCCGGGUUCUAAACCCAUCAGUCACUUGACGGUAGAUGAUGUGGAGGAGAACGUGGUGGCCUCCUUCUGGUGUGACUUCAACUUGUACUGUGCGAUCGGCGGUGGCAGAUGCGGGAGGAACAAUUCCAUCAGUGGGUGUCUUCAUGUCCAGCAGAUGUAUGAUACCGCAGUUAGCGACCCGACUAAGUACGUUGCAUACAGAGAUGAUUACCGCUGGCGCCCUGAGUGUACCGCUGAUGGCUACUACACUGAGAAGCAGUGCAAGGGACUCUAUGAUGGAAAAAGGUGUGUGUGUGUUGAUCCCCUCGGUAACAGGAUCUAUGGAUCAGCCUUCCGGGAACAAGAGGAGCUCUUCAAGUCUAUGAAUUGCAAGUGUUCGCGGCGGGUGUGGGAGUUGACGCAAGCCGGGGCGUCGUCAGUCACUCUGCACUGUCAGGAGAAUGGUAACUAUGAAGCACUGCAGUGUGAGGACAGCUGGUGUUACUGUGUCAGCCCCGACACAGGCGUACCCUACGGUGCUAGACUUCCCGAGGCUACCAUGAACAUGCUCCAGUGCUACAACAGCACACUCAUCGGAGAGCAGUACCUGCGGCGAUGUGAGAGUAAAUACCAUGCACACAUGAAACUCAGCGACCUGUUGACCUUCAAGGGUGUGCGGGGUCCAGGUCUGCUCCAGAGAUGUGACCCAGACGGUUCCUUUGCCGGCAUUCAGGGCGACGCUACGACACCCUGCUACGACAAGUAUGAUAAUGUCAUCAAUGAACACAAACCCUCUGGUGGGGGCUGCCAAUGUGCUAGGGAUAUCCAACUGUUCAAGGACAACAACAUACUACUGGAUAUCCAAUGCCGGGUUAGCACUGGCAUCUACGAUACCAAACAGCAGAGAGAUGGCCUUGCUUUCUGUGUAGACGACGAUGGAAUUCGCUCCGGCCCUUUGGUGUUCGUACAGUACAUUGAGUAUCUCGGGUGUAACAGUUCUAUGAAGUGUCAGAACGGCAAUAAUGAUAUCUGUGACGGUGCCUGCUCGGGCUGCAGUAAUGAUGCCUACUACUACUACCAAGCAGAACAGACCUACUUCAAGUACAAAUAAUGACUGGCUUACUCCAGUACGAGUAGUGACUGAAGUACGCCAAGUAGGAACAGUGACUGAAGUACGCCAAGUAGGAACAGUGACUGAAGUACGCCAAGUAGGACCAGUGACUGAAGUACGCCAAGUAGGAACAGUGACUAGCCUACCUCAAGUACGAACAGUAACCAGCUUACCCCAAGUGACAUCUGACAUCUGCACCAAUCUCGUUCUUCCCUGAUCAUCGGUGAUGAAUUUCCCUCAUUCUUUUCCUGAGAGACUUACCAUGUUCAGUCCGCUGGACAAUUAAUCAGUCGUGGCGCCAUACUUCGGCAAUUUUUUUUUCCUCAAUACGUAGUUGAUUUAGAGAAUUGUUUUCUCUCUGCCAAUUUUUGUUACAAAGGAGAAUGUGGAAUGUAAUUUUUGCUUGUCAAACAGGAGUUUACGCAAUAUUGUUAGAAGAUAACUGGCUAACUAGUAUAAAUGAGAACUAUCAGAUACAUUUCACAUCAUGAAAAAAAAAAAAGCCCACAAGGGCAGAUCCAAGUCUUACACAGGAGAGACCAUGACCAAUGUCUUUUAAUAUUCUUUUUUAGUUUUUAUCCCAUACUGUGUAAUGUACAUUAACUAUAUGUAAUAAUUGUAAAAUAUGAAAUAACAUUUCUUUCUAGUGAUGUAACAGUGCUCAGUGGGUCUGACAAAGACCCAUUGUGACUGUGAGAAAUUGUGGGUGAAUUUAACAGGUACAAUCCUGAAUUAACAUUUCACACACACACCAUUCUUACAGUAUGCAUUACCUUUGUAACUUGUGAGUUCAUUACCUUUGUAACUUGUGAGUUCAUUACCUUUGUAACUUGUGAGUUCAUUACCUUGUACCUAGUUCAGCCAUCAAAACUUUGGAGCCCGGUCCCUGGACCCAUUGUGUACCUCUGUAAUCUGUAAAUACCUUUGUAACUUGUCAUGAUUGUGACUAGACCUACCUGGAGUUCAUUACCUUUGUAAAUUGUGAGUUCAUUACCUUUGUAAAUUGUGAGUUCAUUACCUCUGUAACUUGCUCAGCUAUCAAAACUUUGAGGCCCAGUCCCUGGACCCAUUAUGUACCUCUGUAAUCUUUUGACUACCGCCCACUGGAUGGGUAUGGGGUGCAUAAUAAACAUAUUAAACUUAAACUAACCUGGGGAGAACUCUGCCACAUCGAAACAGAUUGUACUUAGUGGUACUAGUUGUACCUCGGAGACAGGUGGGACUAACAACAAAGGGUCACAUCACUGUCCCUCCCUCCAUGUUCACCUCACCUCCCAAAACUCUCACUUCUGGGCCUUAAAUUAU
This is a messenger RNA of Cherax quadricarinatus, 3332 nucleotides long. RefSeq lists its product as uncharacterized. Lineage: Eukaryota; Metazoa; Arthropoda; Malacostraca; Decapoda; Parastacidae. The record is from RefSeq and is a predicted model, not a curated record.